AUCACUCCAGACUUGUUUAUGAUUGGCUAUCAUUCAAUUCUUAUUUACAUAACGGAAGAAAAACAAUGUCCUCCUUCUAACGAGAUUCCUCGUUGGUUGCCGCGACGGAAACUGUCAGAAAGACUUUGUAACUGCGUUUGCAGUUUGAGUCCUGCGGUAAUUGUGCUAGGACUGGUGACAACUAUGGAGGCUAAGUUAAAGAAGGAGCUGGGGACAACCAUGCUGAAACCAGCGGGUCGUGCUGGAGGUGGAUGCAUCAGCGAGGGCCAGACCUACCACACUGAUACUGGGAAAGUGUUUGUGAAGAUAAAUCACAAAAGCGAGGCUAAACUGAUGUUUGAAGGAGAGAUGGCCAGUUUGGAGGCUAUGUUAAAGACAGAAACGGUGAAAGUCCCCAAGCCUAUAAAGGUGAUUGAGUUGGACACAGGAGGCUGCGUAUUUGUGAUGGAACAUCUGGACAUGAACAGUCUUAGCAAGUACUCAAAGCAACUUGGAGAGCAGAUGGCUGAUCUGCAUCUUCACAACAAGAGACAACUGGAAAAACAAAUUAAAGAGCAACAGACAGUGGGAAAAGGGGCGGGGCAGGCCGAUAUGGCUGCUGUUGAAAAAUUUGGCUUUCAUGUAGUUACAUGCUGUGGAUAUUUACCACAGGACAAUCAAUGGCAGAGCGACUGGGUGUCAUUCUAUUCCCAGCAGAGGCUGCAGCACCAGCUUAACAUGGUGGAGAAAUCAUAUGGAGACAGGCAGACCAGAGAACUAUGGGCCCAACUACAGCUGAAGAUUCCUCAGUUUUUCAGAGAUGUGGAGAUUGUCCCUGCUCUCCUGCAUGGAGAUUUAUGGGGAGGAAACGUGGCAGAGUAUGCAGACGGCCCAGUCACUUUUGACCCUGCUUCCUUCUAUGGCCACUCAGAGUUUGAGCUGGGUAUCUCAGGGAUGUUCGGCGGCUUCAACAGCACUUUUUACUCUGCAUACCACAGCAAGAUUCCCCAAGUGCCAGGAUUUGCAAUGAGGAACCAGCUUUACCAACUCUUCCACUACUUGAAUCACUGGAACCACUUUGGUGGUGGUUACAGAGGCUCUUCCAUAAGAGUUAUGAAGACCCUGCUAAAAUAAACUCAUACUCACACUCACAGCCACUCUUAGAAAGCAUUGCUGUCUUAAAUUUAAGCUAUGUGUUAUGUGGGUUUGCUUAUUUGACCAAAAACAAUGUGUGAGGGUGAGGACACUAAACAGCACAUCUAACACUGUAAUGACUCCUGUAUUGUGCUGAAAAAGCCGAACUAACAUAGGAAAAACAAUUCCACCCUGUCAGCUCAUCAGACAACAAAAUUUUAAAACAGAAUCCAUAAAUAAUGUAUUUUGUACAAAGUACUACAGUGAGUUAAAUAAAGGUUGCUUACAUUUAAACAUUAAAUAAAACUUGCAAAUCAAAAGUCUGUACUACACACCAAUAGACUCAACUUAAAGCUUUUUUUUUUAUUAUUAUUAAUUUAUGAAUAAAGGAUUCCUUUAAGAACAAAUCUGACUUUCACUGUGGAUGCAAUAUUUGAUCUACAUUAUAAUGGCUUGGCUACUAAUGUCAUUAAGGUUGGCACACUAACACUUACAAAAUGCUGCUGUAUAUUAAUGAAUCCCUGCAAAGUCUUGUUGUCCACUGUUUAACCAGCAAUAAAUCCUCAGAUGAUCCAAAGUGUUUA
Archocentrus centrarchus (flier cichlid) is the source of this 1697-nucleotide messenger RNA. RefSeq names its product fructosamine 3 kinase related protein (gene fn3krp). Bases 19 to 1113 code for a protein of 364 amino acids. The record is from RefSeq and is a predicted model, not a curated record. The transcript is spliced from 6 exons. NCBI's taxonomy places the organism in Eukaryota, Metazoa, Chordata, Actinopteri, Cichliformes, Cichlidae.